AUGACAGAGGGUGAAGUGGGCAAAGAGUUCUUCAUCAUCCAGUCUGGAGAGGCUGAGGUGCUGAAAGGUGAACCGGGUAGUCAGAAGAAGGUCGCCGCGCUGAAGCAGGGUGACUAUUUCGGAGAAAACGCCUUGCUUCGGAACGAGCCCCGCUCUGCUACGAUCAAGGCGGUGACAGAAAUCAGGACUCUAAAGAUUACCCAGGAGAAGUUCCAGGACCUCGGUCUGAACGAAAAGAUCCAGUUUGCCAACAGAAAAGCAGUGGGUGCUGGAGGCAAACGGCAGCUGGUGGUACAGGCGCCCACCGAAAAGAACACGGAUGAGCGGCAGCUUAUGGAGAAAGCGCUCAAGAAGAACGAGAACAUUCAGACAAUGGUGAAACUAGACGAGAUCCGGGUAAAGCAGAUCAUUGACAUUGCCUGGAAGGAGAAUGUGCCUAGCGGGAAGGAAAUUAUCUCCGAAGGUGAUUUGAUUGCCGAUUACUUCUAUAUCUGCCAGACGGGGACAUUUGAGAUUUUUGUUGCGGACACCAAAAACGGUGGUGAAGGGAAGCGCAAGCUGGUGCAAACUGUGACAGCCGGUGGAAGCUUUGGGGAGCUAGCGCUGCUCUACCUGGUGCCACGGGCAGCCACGGUCAUUGCGAAGGAAGACUCAUCAGUUUGGGUCAUCGAUCGCAAGAACUUCAAAGACAUCCUGAUGAAGGUCUCUGACGAGAAGAUUCAGGAGUACGUGAAAUAUUUGAGCAGGGUUGAAAUUUUGAGCAGUUUGCUCGCUGCAGAAAAGCAGCAAGUGGCCAAAGCGCUUAUGGAGGUUCAUUUUGCGAAGAACGAGGUGAUCAUUCAACAAGGUGAUCCAGGCACAACUUUUUACAUUCUCUUUGAAGGAGAGGUUGCAGUCUCGAUAGAUGGCGACGAAAAGGUUCGGCUCCAGGCUAGCGAAGACAGGGGAACAGCUCAAUAUUUUGGCGAGCGUGCCCUGUUGCACAACGAGCCGCGGGCGGCGACGGUCAGGGUAGUGUCCAAGGAUGCCAAGGCACUGGCGCUGGACAAGGAAGCCUUUGACCUGCUGCUGGGACCCUUGGAGGAAAUCCUGGCUCGCAAAGACCAGGGAAAUCAACCAUCAAAGGGUGCCGUCGCUCCUCCUGCAGGAGGAGCAGGUGGUGGCCGGGAUCCAAACAGGCCAAAGAUCCUGAUGAGUGAUCUCCAGAAGAUCGGCCUCCUCGGAGCCGGCGGCUUCGGUGCCGUAGAGCUUUGGGAGCACAAGUCGAGCGGAGAGACCUAUGCCAUGAAAUGCAUCAGCAAGGGUUUCAUCGUGAAGACGGGAAUGCAGGACAGUGUGAUCACUGAGAAGAACAUCCUCUUCAUGACGAACUCAGACUUCAUCAUCCGUCUGUACGAGACGUAUAACUCCAAGCAGUCGAUCUAUUUCUUGAUGGAGCCUGCUUUGGGCGGAGAAUUGUACUCGAUGUACCAGAGGAAGGGCUUCUACGGAAGCGAGAAGCACGCGAGAUACUACUCUGCGGGCGUGGUAUGUGCCUUCGAACAUCUGCACGAAAGACACAUCAUCUACAGGGAUCUGAAACCGGAGAACCUGCUUCUCAAUGAGAAGGGCCAUCUUAAGGUCACAGACAUGGGCUUGGCGAAGUUUGUCAUCGGCAAGACCUACACGACCUGUGGCACGCCGGACUAUUUCGCCCCAGAAGUCAUUGCGUCGACUGGACACACUCAUGCCGUGGACUGGUGGAUGCUCGGGGUCCUCGUCUUCGAGUUCAUGACUGGAUCGGCUCCUUUCGAAGCGCCAUACCCCAUGCAGAUCUAUGCGAAAGUUCUGAAGGGCAUCAACUCCGUGAAGUUCCCUCCGCAGCUGUCGCCCCAAUGUGUGGAUCUGAUAAAGGCAAUCUGCCAAAAGGAGCCAGCAGACCGAUUACCGAUGCUUCCUGGUGGUGCCAAAAACCUCAAGGCACAUGCCUGGUACAAAGGCUUCAACUGGGACAAGUUUACGGAGUUCACUCUGGAUCCCCCCUUUGCACCGAAGGUGAGGGGCAAGAAGGACUUGGCAAACUUCAGCGUCCAUCCUGACGAGAUGCCGCGUUUCAUCGAGUACGUGGACGAUGGAAGCGGGUGGGACAAGGACUUUGCGACGUGCUGA
Molecule: messenger RNA, 2148 nt
Organism: Symbiodinium sp. CCMP2456
Lineage: Eukaryota; Dinophyceae; Suessiales; Symbiodiniaceae
Source: the annotation of a GenBank genome assembly